Linum trigynum is the source of this 2492-nucleotide messenger RNA. NCBI's taxonomy places the organism in Eukaryota, Viridiplantae, Streptophyta, Magnoliopsida, Malpighiales, Linaceae. The record is from the annotation of a GenBank genome assembly.
CCCGCGAGAUGAUAAACUAAUUUAGCACUAUGAUAAAUAUGGAGAGUAUACAGUUAAAUCUGGUUAUUAUCUGCUUGCGUCUAAGCUAAACCCCAUCACAAUGAUCUUUCAGACUUUUUGGAUACAAAAUUCUGGAAGUGCUUGUGGAGUAUCCCGGUGCUUCCCAAGAUUAAAUUCUUUUUGUGGAGGCGGAUCCAUGGUUUCCUUCUAGUUAUAGGAAUAUUGCAUUAUCGAAAAGUUAUUUCCUCCAAUUCUUGUCUGGUAUGUUGUGAGGAAAUUGAAGAUCCCAAACACUGGUUCUUUGAUUGUAGAAUAACCAGAGAAUUGUGGAGAAUAACAGGUUUAGAUCAUCUUUGAGAUACGAUAAAGAGAACCCCUUGGAUCUAGCUUGGAGAAACUUAUUAUUUACCCCAAACAUAUCCAAGAGUGAUGUUGCCUUCACAGCAUUCCUCUUUUGGAGAAUAUGGAAAGGCUGAUGCAAGGCCACUUAUGGACAUAUUUUAUAUCAAGUGCGCGCAGGUUCUGUACAGGCCACUAACAACUCAUGUGGACGAAUGUGGUACGAUAGAGGUACAAAAGGUUCAGAAGUCUCAAGGAGUGCAAAGGCCAAUAUCGCGUUCUUCCACAAGACCAAGUUCUCAGGCUCGAGGAUCAGACAUAAACUAUCCUAGUGAAGAUAUUUUGGUCCGCUUUGAUGGGGCCACAUAAAGCACAACAAGGUUGUGAAACUUGAUUCGUCGGCUUCACAAAUCCCCAACGGGUCUUCACUAAUGCUACAUCAAGGAGGUCUUCACACUGCAGAGCAGGAAUUGUCGUAGAGGAAGUCCACUCUCUUUCCUCUUCCUUUGAGUCAGUCUCGUGUCUAUUCGCUUCUCGGAGUUUCAACAAAGCUGCCCAUUUCGUGGAAAAACAAGCUCUCUUAUCGGGAGUCCAGUUGCAUACGGACUAUCGUUCUUUAUUAUUAUCUAUCUGUAAUUUGUAGACUAGUUAUGCCCUAGGGGCUUAUCUUGGUUAAAAAAAUUAUUGGUUUACAAAAAUUCGACACAAGCAUAGUGUAAGGACGAUAAAUUCAGUGUUGUAGUUAUUAUUAUUAAGCAUGGUUGCAUAUAAGAAAUCUCGUGUUCCAUAUCCAACUCUUUUUUAUUUUUUAUUUUUGGUAGAAAAUGUGACGCUAAAAGGGCGCCUCUGCCUGAUACUUAAAUUAACCGGGUUUGGGAAAUCCCCAAAACGUCAUACAAAAUCCAUAAGUUCAUACCCGGGUCUGCACUUUCAAAAACAUGGAAACCUAUACUAGUUGAGUGGCCUUUAUUAGCAAGAAAAUCUGCCACUUUGUUGCCUUCUCUAUAGAUGUGGGAAAUUUUAACUUCCCAGUUCUGUUGAAGCAAUCCCUGAAACUGAAGAACCAGAUUAUGGUACAUGUGCUCUAUCUGAUCCUGCGAGGUAAGAAUGUUGAUGGCAGUAAUAGAAUCCAAUUGGAGGAGGACUUUCCUGUACCCGUUCUUCCACGCCAUUUGCAAGCCUCGAAUGGCUGCAAACAAGGACAAUACGCACUAAUAAGUAUAAUAUUGUCACAAGAACAAUAAUAAUAAACGAAAAAAUUUGGUUUAACUUUUAACGUGACAUAUAUAAUUUAUAAAUUCGUUGUCCUCCUUUUCAAAAGUAACAUAUAGAAACAUAUAUUAAACUUAGGAGAACAAAUAAUUUCACGUUACAAUAAAAAGGGAAACCAGAAUACAAGAAAUGACAUAAAAAAAUCUAACUCAUGCUUUCACUUUAAUUGAAUAUUUAUAUUAUUAUUUUUUUGGUAGAAUAUUUAUAUUAUUUUGUUGUUGUAAUUUAUUAAUUAAUUAUAAUGUAAAAUAAGUAAAUGUGAGGGCAACCUUGAAAUAUUCAAACGUCGAGAGGGUAUAUAGGUAAAAUUUAAUCAUGGAUUUAUGGCAUGUUCCAAAUCCCACAUUAAUAUGUGGGAUGUACAAGUCCGUGAGAUCCACGAAUUUGGACCCUUAAAAUUCGUUGGCUCCACAAAUUUGAUUCCUAAAAAAAGUACCAGCAAACAAUGAAUUUUGCUUAAAUCCAUAAUAGAUUGGAUUUAGUACCCAAAUCCACAAAACAAACAACCCUGAGUUCUCCUUCACACGCAAGUCAUCACACAAAUGGGAAAAUAGACCACACGCAAUUAAGCAAUUGAAAAUAUGUACUUACCCGAUAACUUAUGCACUCUCAAGGCUCUUUGAAAGUGCAUUUUCCUUCACUUAAUGCAUGAAAAUUAUGCCUUUUGUGUUUGUUUGAUAUGUAAAUUAACAUUAUGUGUUUUUUUUUUUUUCAUUAACGGAGGAUGAAGCCUAGAAAUGGAAGACAACAGGAGAGGGGAAGAGGAGAGGAACUAGAUACCGGGGUAAUCACAAUCCGGAGCUCAAAAGAGAUCCUCUGACUAUCCUCCUGCAAGAUUUUACAAAGCAUGAUAGGAGGAUUAAUAAGUUCGUGCAUAUCGU